Mizuhopecten yessoensis (Yesso scallop) is the source of this 593-nucleotide messenger RNA. RefSeq names its product neurofibromin-like. The record is from RefSeq and is a predicted model, not a curated record. Lineage: Eukaryota; Metazoa; Mollusca; Bivalvia; Pectinida; Pectinidae. The transcript is spliced from 3 exons. Bases 1 to 456 code for a protein of 151 amino acids.
AUGUACACACUUAAUUUACCAAGGUUUUUCACCGAGAUAGCGUCGGACUGUGACAUUCCCGACCAAGGGAACCACAGCCUCUCUUUCAUUAAUGAUGCCAAUGUUCUGGCCCUCCACCGUCUGCUCUGGAACAACCAGGAAAAGAUCGGAGACUACCUCUCUAGCAGCAGAGACCACAAGGCAGUGGGCAGACGGCCAUUUGACAAGAUGGCCACCUUGUUAGCGUAUCUGGGACCCCCAGAGCAUAGACCACUCGACUCUCAUGUUGGAAUAUUUGCCACCAGAUGGAGCAGUAUGGACAUGACAAGUACGAAAUUCGAAGAAAUCAUGUCAAAACACAACAUGCACGAAAAAGAUGAAUUCAAGUCGCUUAAAAAUCUACACAUAUUUUACCAGGCCGGGACAAGUAAAGCUGGCAACCCAGUAUUUUAUUAUAUAGCUAGAAGAUAUAAGUAAGUUUAUGUCUUGGUUCUUCGUGUUGAAAUAUAUAACUUGAUAAUUAUGUAAGUAAUACUCCUGUUCCAUACUUGCCAAAUGUUUUGAAAUUUCCAUGGGAGAGAUUGCACGUUCUUGCAAUUAAAAGCAUAAAUAAA